This is a messenger RNA of Paramecium pentaurelia, 465 nucleotides long. The record is from the annotation of a GenBank genome assembly. Lineage: Eukaryota; Ciliophora; Oligohymenophorea; Peniculida; Parameciidae.
AUGAUAUAAUUUGAUAACUAUUAAACUCAUCGUCCUUCAAUAGCUAGAUAUGAGUAAAUGACUAGACCCAGCACAUCUUCAGCAUUUUCUCGAACAUUUCGAAAGACUUAACUUUUACGAAAGUUAGACAUCAUUUAAUAAACAAAGAAGUAGGAGUUGAUAAAAUUCAUGUGUUCAGCUACAAGAUCUCCUUUGAAUUGUUUUAACCGCAAUAAACGAUAAUAAUCAAUCUCUUGCUAAACAGAGGAAUCAAUGUCAAAUAGAAGAAGAACUUAACACAGUUGUAGAUAAUUAACAACUUCUGAUAGUAAUAAUCCAAGUUAUAGGGUGAAAAUAAAUAACUUUAAUGUAAAGGAAAGGAAAAAUAAAUAGAAAGACUCUUUGGAACGCUUUAAACUUAUUGAAAUAUAGGAUAAUGAUUUUUAAGAUUACAUGCAAAGGCAGAUUAGAAAAUAAUAUGAUUGA